AUGCAGAUGCGACAAGGCGGCGAGGUAGCAGCUCGACGCCUGGGCCGAGUCUACUCCUGCUCUCUCCUAGCCUUGGGAUCGGAGCGCAAAAGUCUGUCCCUUGUCUUCCUCUCUCUGUUGCUUUGCCAUGCUAUCCUCUCUCCCAGCAUGGCCUCCCCCCUCGGGAAAUUCGAUGACCCGGAUAAAUACGUGCAAAUUAUGCGAAAACUGCUGGAGGCAAACACCACCGACCAAACUAAUAGUACAAGCGAACUGUCAACUACUAAUGCAACAUCCAGCUCCAGCAACUCUCUAGGUACCACCAGCAACUCCACAAACAAUGAUACCUCUGUCAAGAGUAAUUUGAACAACACAAGUAUCAUGAAUACUUCGGUAUUCAUCGACACAAGUGCAAGUUUCUCGCCCCAAACAACCGCCGCACCAACAACACCUGCGACUUCAACUCCAUCUCCUGUCAUACCUCAACUGCCAAUCGGUGCUUCGGUUAUCGCAAGUGAAACUUUGACUCUACCUUCGGAUACCGUGCUACAGAGCCAGGGCUUUGUCAUGCAAUUCAAAGCUGCCUCAUACGUGAAUGUUGGUGCAAAUAUUCCAGCGGGAGCAUGGCCCAAGGACGAUCGAAGAGUGCCCACGCUUACUGUUGUCUCCUUGAAUCUGACCGCAGCCAACAUCACGCUUCCAGCUGCAUCCAGGGUCGGUGGUCCAGUGAUCGAGUAUGGACCAAGCGGGAUCAAGUUUCUGCUUCCCGUCCGUCUUGCCCUGCCAAUAUCCAGCACGACUGUAUUGGGAAAGAGCGAGGAGUUAGUGGUUCACGUAUACAAUCAAAGCUCUAGGAUGUGGGAAAGGCGACCAGUCACCUCAAAGGAUGUUCCGACCCCUCCCGAAGGAAUUGUGUACGGAGAAACGAUGAGCUUCUCUAUGUAUGCGGCAUUGGUGGUUCCGAAACAGAAAUCUAGCAAGAAAUGCGGAGAUGGUUGCAUUGCGGGAGCUGUGAUCGGAUCGAUCGUCGGUUUUGGUGUCCUGGUGGGUGGCUUUUGGUAUUUCACGCAGUAUCAGAAGAUGUCAAGUGGAGGAAGCGACGUGGAGCGAGAAGAAUCAGGACGAGACGAAUCAGGACGAGGGCGGGCGCCUGCAAGCUCGCAGCCACCAGCGACCGUUCUUACCCUGCGGCAGAACACUCCACGCGAACUGCAUGAAAGGACUGAAGAGGAAGAAAUGGAGGAGGAUGACCGACGUGCCAACAAGUCGACAAAGAAGGAAUCGAAGGAAAAAGAGGAUUCUGAUGAAGACGACAGUCAUUAUUAUGACGUGUAG
Messenger RNA from Guillardia theta CCMP2712, 1314 nucleotides. RefSeq lists its product as hypothetical. NCBI's taxonomy places the organism in Eukaryota, Cryptophyceae, Pyrenomonadales, Geminigeraceae. The transcript has 11 exons. Bases 1 to 1314 code for a protein of 437 amino acids. The record is from RefSeq and is a predicted model, not a curated record.